AUGUCGUUGAUCAGCGUUCGAAGGUCCAGUUCCGUCGGGAAUGAGGAUGUAAGUAGUAAAUGAUGUUGUAGUUGGUGCUUCUGACACGUUUAUUUCGGUUUUUCUAGGGUUUAUGUAAUUUAUAGUAAAUUAUUCAAUUGAUUUUUAAAAGUUUUUGUUUUUUAGAUUGGCGAUCUUUCCGACGGCUCUGUGAUUCCUUCAAGCUCGAAUUCAGAUGGAAAUGAGUACUACUUCACCGUUAAAGGAGCUGCUAUGGUCUUAUCGCAUUCACAACAAGUUUUAACAAGGACGAGGAGUUCUGAAACAGGUAUGCUGUUAUGAAAAAUGAUAAAAUACACAUAUAUUGUUAAAUUAAAAUUUAAAAAAUGACUUUGGAAGUACUUAAUCUAUUCAGAAACUGAUAUGUUUAUUACAUUUCUAGUAUUUCUGGAUCAAAUCGAGUCACACCUACAACAAAUGUUGAAUCUUCUGAGGCCGACUGACAAAUUAUGUAUAGCUGUACAACUUCAGUCACUUCUAACCAAACAUACUAGGUAUUUGGCAGUGGUAACGUCACCAUCAGAACAACAGAAUGGCACGAGGGAAUCAGCUCUAAUUGGCUUUGAUUUUUAUCAAAAACGAGUGUCGUAAGUUAAAUUUCAUUUUCAUAACACUAUUUGGUUAUUUGUCAAGAAGGUAUUAAUUAAAAACCUUUAGAAUUGGCGUAUCUGUACCUAUAUUAACCACAACGCAAGUUGAACUGGACGGUGAUGGGGGUAUUUUGGUUGGAAUUUCUGCCAGUUUUUACUUUUUCAAACCAGCUUCGAUACAAUCGAUGUGGUUGGUAUUUCAAUGUCUACAUAGAGAGCUGGAGCUGAUUCACCGAAAUCCCACCUUAGAUCAUGCGGAUGUAUGGCUUAAAUUCUACAAAGAAAUUUCACAAAUUACACAGGAUCCGGCUAUGUCGUCGCAGUGGUAUGACUUUUUUUUGAUAUUUUACUCUUUAGACUACUUUUAAAUUACAAAAAAUGGAAAAAGUUUGUAUUUUAGGUAUGUCUCGCUAGUCGAUGAUUCAUGCCGAGAUGAUAUUACAGCCAGAAGGAUCAGUUAUCACAAUGUAGAGGAUGAUACAGAACGGAGGAUUCGAGAUUGUCUGAAACAGAUCAUGCAAACGGUCGAUUUGGAUGAUGUGACCAGUGGUGACAUAAGAAGACGAUUGGACCGUGAAAUAAACGUUUCUGUUAAGACGUACAAGGAAUUCAUCGACAGAGAGAUGCUGGUCAUCUUGGGGCAAAUGGAGAAACCGUCAAAAAUCUUUGAUUACCUGUAUCUGGGAACAGAAUGGAACGCUUCGAAUUGGGACGAACUGCAUAAGAAUAAGUAGGUUUUGUUUUAACGAAUUCCAAUUUGAUUUCACCAUAGUUUAGUCAAAAAUGUAAAUUCGGAGAUAUGAGCUUAUUUUAUCUAAACAAUACAAUUUUAUUACUUUAAUUUUUUAGUGUGCGAUACAUAUUGAACAUGACAAGGGAAGUUGAUAACUUUUUUCCAUCGCAUUUCGAGUAUUUGAAGAUCUUUGUGUCUGAUGAAGCUAACACCGAACUUUUGAAGCAUUGGAAUCGAACUUACGAGUUUAUUAAAAAGGCCAAGUAAGUUCAUUUUAAGGAGCAACUAUCCAUCUUACCUUCGAUAUAUUAUACUUUUUAUACUUCUAAUGUCACUUUUAGAACGGAAAAAGCGGCAGUACUAGUGCAUUGCAAGAAAGGCAUAAGCCGAUCGUCCUCUACAGUAAUCGCCUACAUCAUGAAAGAAUACGGGUGGAAUCUGAGCCAAGCCUUGGACUACGUGAAAGCCAAGAGAAACUGUAUCACUCCCAACUCCGGGUUCAUGAAUCAGCUGCAAACAUUCGGUGGUAUGUUGAGUGCGAGCAGGAACAGACAAAGUGCUGUGUUCAACGGGUCUAGCCCCAACAGAUCAGCAUCUGACGUGUCCUCAAGGCCAAAGAAGACCAGGCCUCGAGGGUCACGGUCGAUUUGUGAGGGGUAUCUGAAGGCGAUUAUUGGGAACAGCGACUCCAAGAGUGCAAAGCCUCAUGUAGAAGGGAAAACAACUUCUUUUGUAAGUGGUGUUAUAACUAAAAUACCAUAAAUAAUAUUUGAUCUAUGUUUGAAACAUCAAAAAUACAUUUAAAGCAUAAUAACAACAAGGUAAAGAGAUACUCUUAUAACAUUUUGUGAUGGAAAAUUAAAAACCAGAAGUUGAGUGGUUAAAGAUUACCGCUUGUUUCAUGAUUGCUUAUCUUAUCAGUGACAGUUUAGGCCGAAAUCGCUAAAAAGUUUGGAAUUUUGUCGCUAAAGGUCCCGAACCGCCGCUGUGCCAAGUCGAAUCAGACGGAUAUACACAAAAGCUAUGUCAAGUCGAUGGUGGGAACGUUCGAACAGAACUGUGAACAACGUGCCACGAAAUAA
This is a messenger RNA of Bursaphelenchus okinawaensis, 2444 nucleotides long. The record is from the annotation of a GenBank genome assembly. NCBI's taxonomy places the organism in Eukaryota, Metazoa, Nematoda, Chromadorea, Rhabditida, Aphelenchoididae.